UGCAGAGAGGCAUUCAGAGGAGACAUUCAGAAGAGACAACAUCGUUUCAUCUCAGCGCUUCACCUUUAAAAAUCCGACCAACCUGCACCAUGAGCAGAUCUACAGACUGGGUUCCCGCUUUAUGGCUGGAGACUUUUGAUGAGCUGCUGUGUGAUGACAACGAGCUCGACUAUGGAGACCAGUGGACUCUCAACUUUAACUACAGUCAGUCAGACAAAGUCACCAAGGAGGAGAGGAAGAAAGGCUGGAAGGUCUACUGCCACUGUGCUUAUGGAAAUUUUCAGUGUGCAUCCUGCUCCAAGACCUGGCCGUCAGCACGGGUGGUGGUGUUGUUCCGUUACCGGCUACAGCGUGGCCGUGGCCGGGGGACAGUGAUCAUGCGGCCCUUUGGUCAGACCUGCCGCCGUUGCCAAGACGACAUGUUUGAACUCCCUGGUUUUUCCAAGAAGGAAGUGGAAGAGGCCUUGCUCCGGCUGAUCAGCAAAAUCCGGAAGAACUGCUACGGGGAGUAUGACGACGACGACGACGAUGGCGGCUCAUCAGCCUGCUCUACCAAAGUGUGGACCAAACCCCAUGAGAAGACCCUGUGUGAGGCCUGCCGCAUGGGCAUUUGCUGUCAGGAUGAGGACUAGAAGUGUGUGUGUGUGUGUGUGUGUGGUGUGUGUGUGUGUGUGUGUGUGUGUGUGUGUGUGUUUGUGUGUGUGAGUGUGACAGUGUUGUUUGCUGGUUUGCAGAAUUCCACACGUUCUUUAUUGCUAAUAUUUUGUAGUUGUCUAAUUACGGUUAUCUGUGUUUUAUUAUGUUAACGGUGUUUUAUCACAGCAAUACACAAUCAGGACCAAUAAUCAUUACAGAAAAAUAUUAAUAUGUAUGUUUUUGUAUUUUGUGGCUUUAAUAAAGUUAAGAUCUGUUCCA
Molecule: messenger RNA, 915 nt
Organism: Lates calcarifer (barramundi perch)
Lineage: Eukaryota; Metazoa; Chordata; Actinopteri; Centropomidae
Product: receptor-transporting protein 3
Exons: 3
Coding region: 90-632 (180 amino acids)
Biological process (GO): protein targeting to membrane; protein insertion into membrane
Molecular function (GO): olfactory receptor binding
Source: RefSeq, a predicted model, not a curated record